Papaver somniferum (opium poppy) is the source of this 1731-nucleotide messenger RNA. RefSeq names its product alcohol-forming fatty acyl-CoA reductase-like. The coding region runs from base 68 to 1588 and encodes 506 amino acids. The record is from RefSeq and is a predicted model, not a curated record. Lineage: Eukaryota; Viridiplantae; Streptophyta; Magnoliopsida; Ranunculales; Papaveraceae. Gene Ontology annotation, molecular function: alcohol-forming very long-chain fatty acyl-CoA reductase (NADP+) activity. Gene Ontology annotation, cellular component: intracellular membrane-bounded organelle. The transcript has 10 exons. Gene Ontology annotation, biological process: suberin biosynthetic process; long-chain fatty-acyl-CoA metabolic process.
CUAAUAAGUACAGCUAUACUCUUCUUUCAAUCUCUUUCUCUCGAUAAAUUUUCAUUUUGAGGUUGUAAUGGAGUUGAAUUCCAUCGUUGAAUCUCUUGAGGACAAAAGCAUUCUUGUUACUGGAGCAACUGGUUUUCUUGCUAAGCUUUUUGUGGAGAAAUUGCUAAGAGUUCAGCCUAAUUUGAAACAACUCUUUCUUCUCAUAAGAGCUUCUGAUUAUGCAGCGGUUACUCAACGUUUUCACAACGAGGUGAUCGGGAAGGAGGUGUUCAGAGUCUUGAAGAAAAAACAUGGGGUUGAGUUCAACUCAUUCAUUUCAGAAAAGGUGACGCCGGUUGCAGGAGAUGUCACUUUAGAAAACUUAGGAAUAAAUGAUUCCGAAAUGACAAAGAAAUUGUGGAGUGAAGUAGAUUUUGUCGCGAACUUUGCUGCAACUACCAACUUUGAUGAGAGAUAUGAUGUUGCAUUUGAUAUCAAUACUAUGGGAGCCAAGCAUGUUUUGGAGUUCUCCAAGAAGUGUGUAAAGCUUAAGUUGCUUCUCCACAUAUCAACAGCAUAUGUAUGGGGAGAGAAAUCAGGAUUGCUAUUAGAGAAUCCUCUAAGAAAAGGUGAAACACUGAAUGGAACGACUUCGCAGAAGUUGGACAGCCAAGUUGAGAUGAAAUUGGUCUCUCAAAGGCUGAAAGAACUCAAAGCUGAGCAACUUCCUAAGAAAGAAGAAACAAUAGCCAUGAAGGAAUUUGGCCUUCAAAGGGCAAGGUUGUUUGGAUGGCCAAAUACGUAUGUGUUUACAAAGGCAAUGGGGGAGAUGGAAAUCGGCGAAUUGAUAGAAAGCCGUAAUGAUCUUCCAGUGGUUAUCCUUAGACCAACCAUUAUCACCUCUACAUUCAAAGAACCAUUUCCCGGAUGGAUUGAAGGCGUCAGGACCAUUGACAGCAUUAUCCUUGGUGCGGGUAAAGGAAAGGUAAAAUGCUUUCUGGCAAGGGCCGAUGUCAUUAUGGAUUUGAUCCCAGGGGACAUGGUGGUGAAUGCAGCAAUUGUGGCAAUGAUAGGUCAUGCUAAUCAACCAUCUGAUGAUCGUCAACAGUUCAUAUAUCAAGUGGGUUCAUCUGCAAGAGCACCACUAGAAACCACUAGGCUGAGAAAUUACGUGUAUAAUUAUUUUUCGAAGAAUCCGUUAAUAUCAACAUCAUCCAUUGGCAAAAGUAAUGAAAAACCUAUUCAAGUUUCUUACCCGUUUAUCUUCCCAACCAUGGCCAGCUUCUUAACGUUCCUCUACGUAACUCACAUGCUGCCUUUGAAGGGUUUGCGCUUGGUGAAUGCUGUGUUUUGCAAUUAUUUUCGUGACAAUUGUAAUGAUGCUGAACGGAAGAUAACUUUCAUAACGAAAUUGGUUAAACUCUAUGAACCUUACAUAUUGUUCAAAGGAACCUUUGAUGACUUGAAUACCGAGAGGCUAAGAAUAGCUGCGAGAGGGAAUGCAGCCGAAGCAGAUACAUUUUAUUUUGAUCCCAAAUGCAUCAAUUGGGAUGAAUAUUUCAUGAAUACUCAUAUCCCUGGUCUUGUCAAAUAUGCCCUUAAGUACUAAUUUUACAAUCUCAAGUACUAAUAUGCUCUUGAGUUAUGUAUUCUACCAUUACUGUAGUUUUUCUUGAAUGCUGAACUUUCAUACAAACUUGUAACCGUCCCCUCCAAUCCACUUUUUUAUGCAAUACGAUUCAUUUGGAGACA